AUGCGGCAAUACUCGAGCCAAAAUCCAUUGGACUUUACGAUCGUACACGCGCCCACUUCGCAUUACCCUUGUGUCUCCCUGGCGCAGCCGUUUCUAAGCGCAAAUUCCACAAAACUUCGGCGGAAGAUGAUGUACCCCGCAGGAAAAGGCUGCGGUAUUCCCGACGUCGACCUUUUAAGUCUCUUCUUCAGUACACUCAUGAUGCUAUCGGUCUGCAGCUGGCGCCCCCGAAUUGAAGCUCUGUUGCUGCAACAUCUGCUGACCAUGGACGUUCCUAUCAUCGGAGUCGCUGCGUUAGACGGCUCCGGCAAGGAGGUUCCAGGAGCGUACAUCGUCGCAGACAAGAGCAAGAUCAGCAAGGAUAAAGAGAAGGACUUGUCGGAUCAAAAUCGGUCAUUAUAA
This is a messenger RNA of Aspergillus viridinutans, 402 nucleotides long. RefSeq lists its product as uncharacterized. NCBI's taxonomy places the organism in Eukaryota, Fungi, Ascomycota, Eurotiomycetes, Eurotiales, Aspergillaceae. The record is from RefSeq and is a predicted model, not a curated record. The coding region runs from base 1 to 402 and encodes 133 amino acids. The transcript has a single exon.